This is a messenger RNA of Peronospora belbahrii, 2385 nucleotides long. The record is from the annotation of a GenBank genome assembly. NCBI's taxonomy places the organism in Eukaryota, Oomycota, Peronosporomycetes, Peronosporales, Peronosporaceae.
AUGCUCAGUGGACAAUCAAUCGUUCAAGUGGCUUGUGGUGGCGAACAUUUGCUGUAUCUAACAUCGACGGGAGAUGUCUACAGCUACGGCGAUAAUGAAGACAAAAAGGCUGCGGCAGCCACUAUUGCAGCUAACUCGGAUUUGAACGACAACGAAUCAUCUCGAAGCAGCAUCAAAACGUCGUUUCUUUCACCGCAUCUCGUCGAAGAGCUUACACUGGAAAAAGCCCUUCAUCGCACGACAAUAGCAAUGAUUGCAUGUGGUGCGCAGCAUUCGUUAGCCAUUACGGACGCUGGGGAGCUAUAUACAUGGGGUAGCGGUGAAGACGGGCGCCUUGGGCAUGGUGACAUGCGAGACCGCGCUGUUCCACGCAAAGUUAUGAGCUUGCUGCGGGAGAGCGUAGUUAAUGCAAGUUGUGGCGGUGCGCAUACUGCUGUUCUGACUGCGAAGGGCACUUUGUAUAUGUUUGGGCGAGGGCGGAAUGGUCGUUUGGGUCUGGGUGAUAAUAAGUGGCGAGACACCCCCCAUCCUAUCGUAGGGCUUCCGAGAGGAACCUAUAUCUCGCACGUGGUAUGCGGUUGGAACUUUACCGCAGCAUUAGAUCGUCAAGGGAACAUUUUCACGUGGGGCAAGACGGGUGAGGGGCAAUGUGGACUGGGAUACGUGGAUAAGGAUCAAAUGGUGCCACGUUCCGUCGAGAAGCUGCGUCAGUUGGCAAGGGGAUCGCCAGUUGUCGAUGUUGCAUGCGGGUAUACCCACACAGUUGUGCUGACAGCUGCUGGUGAGUUGUAUUCGUGGGGAUUAGGAGAAUACGGGCAACUAGGUACUGGGGAUGUUUAUCAGCCGCUACCUGCACGCGUACAGUUGCCACAGGACGCGUUGUGGCCCCCCGAUCAGUUGGCGCGAGUGUAUUGUGCAAACAAGGAUAAACCCGAACGCAUUGACUGCUUUUCAUCUGAAACUGAGCUCAUCGUGGCUUGUGGCCACAAGUACACUAUUGCACUGGAAGUGCAUCCGGAUCUUUACAUACACGCAUUAUUGGCAUCUCAUCGAACAAAACAGAAUGGAGCAGUCUCAGAUGGGUCUAACAUGUCAAGGUCCCAAAGACAGCAAUCAAAUGGCAGUGAAGCAAGUGACGACGAUUCACGUCUUGGCCAUGUUUUAUCAGGUCGAUCAGUCUCACCGCCGAUCGUAAAAAGCACGCAUCGACGAGGCUCCCCUCCAACUUUGGCAAUUGAACUUGACGAUGUCCCGCGUGAGGCCAUCCAUGAAAAGGAAGAGGAGCUGCGGCGAGCAAAAAAACUCUGGCGAACACGCAUAUUGCGCGAUUGGGAAGAAAAUAAGUAUACGCCGCUAGCACACACGCUGUGGCGUCAGGGGAUCCCGCCAUCAAUUCGCGCCCGUGUGUGGCCCAUGGCUAUCGGUAAUAAGCUGAAGGUGACACCGGAGAUGUUUAAGAUUUACCGUCGAAGAGCAGCCGCGUACAAGAAAGACCGAGUUGCAAAGGAAGUGGACGGUACUGUGGACGGCGGCCGUGAACAUACUCUUGCAUUGAUUGACACGGAUUUGCCGCGUACGUUCCCGUCGCUGAAGUUGUUUGACUCAAGUGGUCCAUACUACGCUUUUUUGCUGGAGGUGCUCGAGACAUAUGCGUGCUACCGACCUGAUCUAGGGUAUAUCCAAGGCAUGUCGUAUUUGGCCGCCAUGCUGUGUCUGCACAUGCCCCAAGACCGCUACCUGGCUUUCCAGUGUUUGGCAAACCUCAUGGUGAACGAACACCUCUUUACCUUUUACUUACUGGAUGCCGAUCUCGCAAGCGUGUACUACACUCUGUUUGACACGUUUUUGAGCUCGCGGCACCCUCGCCUUCACGCUCAUUUACUGGAGAUUGGCGUGUUUUCGUGCUCAAUGUAUCUAAUGAAUUGGUUACAGACACUAUUUCUGCAGGUGCUGCCGCUCGAGUCAGCGGCUCGCGUGUUUGACAACUUUUUACUGGAUGGCACAGUGUUUCUUUUCCGUACUGCUAUGGCUAUUCACGAGCUGUUAGGGCCGCAGCUGAUGGCGUCAGAUAUUGAUGUAGCUCUCCCUCUGCUGCAGCGCAACGUCAUAUAUCAAGAUGUGUGGAAUGCGCGUGUGUCAGAGCAAAGUCUUUUCGAGACUGUGGCGACGAUUGCCGUUCCCAGUCACAUUUACUCGACGCUUGACCGUGUUGUGAACGACGUAUUUUUUUAUGACAAGCGCGGUGACUCAGAGGCUGUUGGGGGGAAAAGGAUGAUGGGCUUUGCUAGUGGUGGCCAGAGUGUCGGAAUUGGACAUGUUAAGCACGAGCGUCGACGCAUGUACACAAUCAGCGAUGCACUGAAUGGCGUCCUUGGUGGGUUUUAG